Panicum virgatum (switchgrass) is the source of this 1273-nucleotide messenger RNA. RefSeq lists its product as uncharacterized. The record is from RefSeq and is a predicted model, not a curated record. Lineage: Eukaryota; Viridiplantae; Streptophyta; Magnoliopsida; Poales; Poaceae. The coding region runs from base 195 to 995 and encodes 266 amino acids. The transcript is spliced from 3 exons.
ACCCCCACGCGUGUCGACACGUCAGAGGGAACAGGAUAGAAAACAGUAGCUGGAGCCUGGAGCAGGAAAACAAGCUACGGAGAGCUCGCUCGCUAGCCGCGCCGCAUCGCUUUCCCUUCCCUCUCCCCUUCCCCCGCAUUAACUCUCCCCCGGUCCCGGAGCUCACUUCCACACAGCUACCUCUCACUGCCCAGAUGGUAGGCGGCGGCAGCGGAGGUCAGGCCGCAAUGGCGCCGGCGCACGGUGGCGGGAAGCGCGGGAGGGGCCCCGAGGACGACGUCUACGUCGACAACCUCCACUCCCACAAGCGCUACCUCACCGAGACAAUGGCAUCCAGCAUGAAUGGGUUGUCUGUUGGAGAUUCAGUUGCUGAAGAUAUCAUUGUUUCCCCAGUGAGGCUGGAGAGCGCUUCUUGCUUCAGGGAUGAAAUGAGCACGCAGUACUCACCUAUGUCAGAAGAGUCAGAUGAUUACCGGUACUAUGACACUCAGGUAAACACCAAUGGGAAUCAAACUGAUACAAUAAGCAGCCCCUCAACCAGUCCAAUUUCAUCUCAUCGAUUUCAGAGGCCAUAUACUUGGUUUUCCUCUGAAAAUCCGUACCCUCUCCCAAGCUGCUCCCUUGUAGCAGUGAUCUGCUCACAAGCUCGUCGUGGCAGUGGCAGUGAACAUGAAGGCCGGAACCCGUGUUCACCUAAUGACAUGUGCCAUGGUGGAGACCUGAGGCGAACUGCGCUUCUGAGAUCAGUGCAAAGGCGGGUGCAAAGCCCCCAUCCUUGUGAUCUGUUGUCAAGCAGUGGACAUGGACAAGACCAAGAGCGUAGUCAUGUGCAUGCUGAUGAGCUUGACCAUGAUCAGAGACAAGCUGUGGGUGUUCACUUGGAUCAAAGGUCUUUCUCAUGUCCAAAGUCAAUCCAGGAUGCUGAACCCUCCAAACUGCGGCCAGCAGCGUCAGAUCAUGAAGUGGAUUUUGUUGAGGAUCAGAUUACGGUGUGAUCACUCCCAAGAUAUAGUUUGUGGAAUGCAAUGUGAUGUGGAUCAUAUCACUGAUUAAUAUCAUUUCUUAUAAGGGCAAGAAUUUAAACGACUGCUUCACUGCGGCACUGUCAAUGUUCAGAUAUAGUUUGUGGUGGCAUCAUAUGUUUUUUUCUUUUUAUCCGGUCUUUGAUUGCUUAUAGAGAAAGAAAGCGAUCGUAUGGUUUGUAGGUAUUAUAUUAAAUUAUUUUCAUGAUUGCAAGGAUAGUCUGCAGACAAGGGUGCAAACUUGCUGCAAA